This is a messenger RNA of Capronia coronata CBS 617.96, 1761 nucleotides long. RefSeq names its product AAT family amino acid transporter. Gene Ontology annotation, cellular component: membrane. Gene Ontology annotation, biological process: amino acid transmembrane transport. The transcript has 6 exons. Bases 1 to 1761 code for a protein of 586 amino acids. Gene Ontology annotation, molecular function: amino acid transmembrane transporter activity. The record is from RefSeq and is a predicted model, not a curated record. NCBI's taxonomy places the organism in Eukaryota, Fungi, Ascomycota, Eurotiomycetes, Chaetothyriales, Herpotrichiellaceae.
AUGGAAAAGGACAUUGAGGCAGGGGCUGAGACCCCAAGCCCUCGUUUCGAGGUCGCGCAAGGCAAAGUCGAGUUGCCGCCUGCACCCACCGCGUUCGGUCGCUUCGUGGACAGCUUCAAGCGAAAUCCCAAUGCGCGAGUCACCACCAACGCCGUCGACGCUGAUGGCAAGCCUCUCGCAGAUCAGCCUGUUGCCGAGCCAGCCCUCGCUAUGAAGCUGAAGGGCCGACAUUUACAAAUGAUUGCCAUUGGAGGCUCCAUCGGAACUGGUCUGUUCGUUGGCUCGGGAUCCGCUCUUGCGACAGGAGGCCCGGCAUCUUUGAUUCUCGCGUAUGGUUUGAUCGGCAUCAUGCUUUUCUGCACCGUGCAAGCCUUGGGCGAGCUAGCGGUGGCAUUUCCCGUGGCUGGAGCAUUUUCCGUCUAUGCGAGUCGAUUUCUUGAUCCAGCCUGGGGGUUUGCUAUGGGUUGGAAUUAUGCUCUUCAAUGGCUGGUGACGCUGCCGCUGGAAAUUGUGGCUGCGUCGCUCACGCUGCAAUUCUGGCCCGGCUCUCGAGAUACCAACAGUGCCGCCUGGGUGACGAUCUUCCUCGCCGUGAUUAUCGCCAUCAACUUCUUCGGAGUCAAAGGGUACGGCGAAGCCGAGUUUGUCUUCUCCAUUAUCAAGGUUCUCGCCGUCCUUGGAUUCAUCAUCCUCGGCAUUAUCAUCGAUACGGGCGGCGUGCCCGGCGAUCAUCGAGGCUAUAUAGGCGCCCAUUACUGGUAUGACCCAGGUGCAUUUCACCAUGGCUUCAAAGGCCUUUGUUCCGUUUUCGUGACGGCCGCUUUCUCCUUUUCGGGCACCGAGUUGGUUGGUCUGGCUGCCGCGGAGACUGAAAACCCUCGGGCGUCCUUACCUACCGCCGUGAAGCAGGUCUUUUGGCGGAUUGCUCUGUUUUACAUGGUCUCCCUCACGAUUGUCGGUGUACUGGUUCCUUACAAUGACCCCUCCCUGCUCAACGGCAGCAGUUCCGCCGACGCCAAUGCUUCCCCUUUCGUCAUUGCUGUGCGCAAUGCCGGUAUUGAUGCAGUUCCCUCCAUCAUGAACGUCGUCAUCCUUAUUGCCGUUCUAUCUGUCGGAAACUCGUCGAUUUAUGGCGCCAGCCGUACGCUCGCCGCUCUCGCAGAUAUGGGCCAGGCUCCCAAAAUCCUGGGCUAUGUUGACCGCACCGGGCGUCCUUUGGUCGCAAUUAUUGUUGCUUCUCUACUAGGGUUUCUCUGCUAUAUUGUCGCGGCUGGGCCGGACACGGAGACUCAAGCAUUCAAUUGGAUGAUCGCAAUCAGCGGUCUCGCCUCCAUCUUUACAUGGGGUUCCAUUUGCCUCUGUCAUAUCCGGUUUCGUAGAGCCUGGAAACUAGCCGGCCACACCCUGGAUGAACUUGCCUUUAGGUCUCAAGCGACGGUCUACGGCUCUUGGCUCGGUCUGAUCAUGAACAUUCUCAUCCUGAUUGCUCAAUUCUGGACGGGUUUCGCUCCCAUCGGUUACGCCGACAUGAGUGCUUCCGAUUUAGUGGAGAACUUCUUCGAGGUUUACCUGGCCGCCCCGAUCGUCAUGGUCAUGUAUUUCGGCUACAAGAUCAUCAUGAAAACCAAAAUCCGCAGGGCCCGAGAUAUUGAUAUCACCAGCGGCAGGAGGGAGAUGAACCUCAAGGAGAUUUUGGAGGAGGAGCGCAGAAUUCAGGCCACGUGGCCCUGGUGGAAGAAGGCGUGGCACAUCUUCUGCUGA